Brachypodium distachyon (stiff brome) is the source of this 1858-nucleotide messenger RNA. RefSeq lists its product as uncharacterized. NCBI's taxonomy places the organism in Eukaryota, Viridiplantae, Streptophyta, Magnoliopsida, Poales, Poaceae. The record is from RefSeq and is a predicted model, not a curated record. Bases 118 to 1455 code for a protein of 445 amino acids. The transcript is spliced from 2 exons.
UAGUAGGGUUUCCACCUCCAGGCAAGCCGCCGCUCAGAUGGCCAGAUCCAAUCCCCACCUUCUCUCCUCCGCCGCUCCGCGUCCACUCUCCCCGAUCCCCACCUUCCAGAUCUCUCCAUGGACUCGUUCUCCGCCCAAGAGUUGCUCAAGAUCCCUCCGCCUAUCUCUCUCCACUCCGAUUAUGAUCCGGGCUCUCCUCCUGGGUCGAUCCUCCUCGACCCGUACGGCUACCUCAGCUCUCGCACCAACGGCACCACCGCCGGGGCCUUCACGAGGGACGGCCGUGCCAUCCUGGUCACCUUCUGGGUCGCCAGCCCGCCGCGCGCCUCCUACUUCACUUUCGAUUGCUGCGACUUCCAGCCCUCCAUGAACGGCAACUUGCCCAAGGCCGUCUACUCGGAGGACGACCUCGUCCUGUUCCGUUUUCCCAUCGUCACCAUCAGCCGUCGAGACGAAGACCAAUGUCCCCUCGACAGCGAGGACAACCACUACUUCGUCUACCAGGCCGGCACCAAGAACAGGCUGCCGUCACUUCAUCUGGUACUCGUCCCGCACCACGUAGAGUUCCGUGACCGCGGCGCUGUGCUUCUGCGUUGCCGCGACCAAGAUAUGUUCUACCUCGCCCUGCUUCACAGGGUCUACGGUUUUAAUUACGACGACGAGCAGUAUGAUCUCCACCUGUAUAACUCCAAGACAGGAGGAUGGAACACCAAGUUGACGCAUAUCGAUUAUUCACCGAAAGAGUAUUUCGAAUUUGCAUAUCCAAACGCUGCGCUUACCAUAGGAGGUGAGUCAGGUUCAGUGGCCUGGGUCAACCUCUGGCGGGGCAUCCUUAUCUGUCACCUUCUUCUCCCGGACAACCAUAUUCUUCGCUACAUCCCACUACCGGUGCCCAAGCCGCCCGGGGGUUUUGCCCCCUAUUCUCGGAACAUGAUGGUUUUUGGAGAUCACAUCAAGUUUUUGGAGAUGGUCAGAUCAAGCUGUGACUCUGGACGCACCUGUGGCACUCAAGAUUUGGUGGCUGCAAGAAAGAAAAUGAAAAUUUCAGACAUUGGUUCUGGGAACAUCUGGGAGGAGGACUGUGCUGUCAAUAUUUCUGAGAUCCCAGUGGAGAGCCUGGAGUUUGCCCAAAUGCUGCCUGGUCUGAAACAGGUUACAGAUACAAAGGUAACCUUGAAGAGACUCCACGCAGGUUACCCUGCCCUGAGCUUCCAGGAUGCUGAUGUUGUUUACAUCAUGCAAACACCUGCCUCCGAUGAGGACAAGGCAGUGAUGAUUGCAGUUGAUAUGAAGAACAAGACUAUAAAAGAUGUGGCUUAUUUUGGCUCUGGAAGGUAUAUUGGUUACCAUCACACCUACCUUCAAAGUGGGAUCUCCAAAUAUAUGGACAUUUGGUCCUCCUCCAGAUCUUGGGAGAAAGCUGAUGCAACAAGCGAGGACCAUCUAUCAAGCUAAAUUUUGGGACCAUCCAUCAUGCUAGAAGCAGCCUAACUCUGAACUUGGAAGCAACAAGACAUGACCGUCAAGCACAAAAGACACUUGUUAGCAUGGUGGGUGACUAAAUUGGUCUGCAAAUAAAGCAUUCUCCCUACUUGGUCUGCAAGCCUCACCCGAGAUGUCUAUGCGGUGUUGCAUUAUUGGACUUGUAUUAACUUAGCUUGCAUUGUGUCAACUAUUUUAUUCAGACUAUAUUGGACUUGUAUUGGUCGUCGAGUACCAUGUCGUAUGCUAGCUAUGUGAGGACUGUUAUUUUGUGGAUGAAUGGCCAUUGUUAUAUGUUCAGGAUUUAAGGAGGGUCCCUGCAGAUCCCUCCCAGCCUCUCUUUGGGUGUGUGGAGAAAAUUGAAUAUUUUUACCUU